Talpa occidentalis (Iberian mole) is the source of this 729-nucleotide messenger RNA. Its product is annotated as histone H2A.Z. The record is from RefSeq and is a predicted model, not a curated record. Gene Ontology annotation, cellular component: nucleosome. NCBI's taxonomy places the organism in Eukaryota, Metazoa, Chordata, Mammalia, Eulipotyphla, Talpidae. Bases 126 to 512 code for a protein of 128 amino acids. Gene Ontology annotation, molecular function: protein heterodimerization activity; structural constituent of chromatin; DNA binding. The transcript is spliced from 5 exons.
UAUAAAGCGCGCGGGGAAGGCGGGAGACGGCGCAGUUUGAAUCGCCGUGCGCGGACGAGUGGGCGGCGGGCUCCGCGGCGCGACCGGCCCUUUCUGUGCUCGCGUGUGUGCGGCGGCGGCUCGACAUGGCUGGCGGCAAGGCCGGGAAGGACUCCGGAAAGGCCAAGACAAAGGCGGUUUCCCGCUCGCAGAGGGCCGGCCUGCAGUUCCCGGUGGGCCGCAUCCACCGGCACCUCAAGUCCCGGACCACGAGCCACGGCCGCGUGGGCGCCACGGCCGCCGUGUACAGCGCGGCCAUCCUGGAGUACCUCACCGCCGAGGUGCUGGAGCUGGCGGGGAACGCGUCCAAGGACCUGAAGGUGAAGCGCAUCACGCCGCGCCACCUGCAGCUCGCCAUCCGCGGCGACGAGGAGCUGGACUCGCUCAUCAAGGCCACGAUCGCCGGCGGGGGCGUGAUCCCGCACAUCCACAAGUCCCUGAUCGGCAAGAAGGGCCAGCAGAAGACCGUGUAGAGGACGCCGCGCGCUGCGGCGCCGCCCGGCCCGGCGCUUGGAGCCCCGCGGACUGCCCCGCCGGCCCCGCGCGCACUGUGGCUUCAGGGAAGCCGGCGCGGCCGGGCGCGGCGCGUGGACUGUUUUUAAGAAGCCGCUGGGUUGCCGCCGGCCGGAGGCGCGCGGGUCCGGCCGGGUCUGCACCGCCCUGCGCGGCGGGCGCUCAAUAAAGGUCACG